This is a messenger RNA of Coprinopsis cinerea okayama7#130, 1383 nucleotides long. RefSeq lists its product as hypothetical. The transcript is spliced from 12 exons. Gene Ontology annotation, biological process: negative regulation of fatty acid biosynthetic process. The coding region runs from base 1 to 1383 and encodes 460 amino acids. Gene Ontology annotation, cellular component: Cul4-RING E3 ubiquitin ligase complex; cytoplasm. The record is from RefSeq and is a predicted model, not a curated record. Gene Ontology annotation, molecular function: protein binding. NCBI's taxonomy places the organism in Eukaryota, Fungi, Basidiomycota, Agaricomycetes, Agaricales, Psathyrellaceae.
AUGGCAAGUGGAGGGGAUGAUAAGCUCGUCAAACUAUGGGACUUCCAUCAGGACGAUGUUACGCGACCCACUCUGAACCUAUCGGGCCCAAGGGCGAAUAUUCUCACAUUAGCAUUCUCUGAAAACAACCGCUAUCUAUAUUCGGGCGGUGUAUGCGAAACCGUGUAUAGAUAUGAUAUUUCCACUCUCGGCGUGGAGGCUGUAUCUCCAACUCCUCAAGGAGCCUACAUAGACUCAGACGACAGCAUCAGGUCCAUUUCUUGCCACCCCUUUAACGAAGAUCUGGCUUUGACUGCAAGCGAGGAUGGAUGUAUCUACAGAUAUGAUGCUCGGGAUGUGAACACCAGGCGCACAAGAGAGAACACAUUGGAGCUAAACGCAUCUGCUUCCGGCGCUCUUUACCAUCCAACUAUGGCCCACAUAUUUCUGACUUCAGAUAGUCGUGGAAGGGUUUGCCUCCGAGAUGAGCGAAUGGCUUUUGGAUCCGGGGAAAGGACAGAUGGUGGCAUUUAUAACACCAACCUAACUAAGAAAACAGUCAACCACCUGAGCAAUCCAGAAGCAAGCAGCAUUGUGUUCGAUCGCACCGGUAGCAAGUUUGCUAUCACGAUGGUGAACUUCUUCCCAACAAUCUUCUCCACAAGCGACCCGAAUCCGAUCGCAAUCUGCAGCGGGAAGUAUCUUCCAAACGGCGAUUUGGUGGAUACGACCUCUUCAAGAACGUAUCAAAAUGCAUGCACUAUGAAGCAUGGGUCAUUCGGUGGGCCUGGGAUGGACGAAGACAUAUACUAUGGAGCUGGUUCAGAUGAUUUCCGUGGAUAUGUCUGGAAACUUCCCCCUAUCUCAGAGUUGGUCGAACAGAGGCGGGAGAUAAACGCCAGUGACUGGCACGCGGCGGAACCAGAAAGCACCAUUGCUUUUACAGCUGGUUUCUCUCAACCAAAAUACGUCCCUGUGGACAUCUCUCAGCCGUUCUGUCACUUGAAUGGCCAUCUCUCGAUCGUCAACACUAUCGUAUUCCAUCCACAGUUUCUUCACGUAGCCACCGCUGGCGUCGAAAAAGACAUUAUCUUACACAGUCCGACGCCUGGUUCGCCUUGCACCCGCGAUCUGGCGCGGUCUCCACUCGAAGUCCGAAAGCUGAGCGAAGAUGGCACCGAAGACAGACUUCUUUACUACACUUCGCUGGUGAGCGAUAUCGACCGGACUGAAGCUAGGACUAUUAGCCUGUUCGACCACCUCAUCCGAGAGGAAUCAGACAAUGAUAUUUUCUUGACGCGACGAUGGAGACCUGAUACGGAAGACGAAGAGGAUUCGGACGAGGAGAUGGCAGGAGAUUCAUCGAGCGGGGAGGAAAGCGACCAAGACAUUGACCCAUAUUGA